Molecule: messenger RNA, 1936 nt
Organism: Drosophila melanogaster (fruit fly)
Lineage: Eukaryota; Metazoa; Arthropoda; Insecta; Diptera; Drosophilidae
Gene: Lip4
Product: lipase 4
Exons: 5
Coding region: 219-1565 (448 amino acids)
Biological process (GO): lipid catabolic process
Molecular function (GO): triacylglycerol lipase activity; hydrolase activity, acting on ester bonds
Source: RefSeq, marked reviewed
CUCGGCUCUACUUAACUCAACUCCCACAAAUGGUCAGCGAGAUAAGCGGACAGCCUAUAUUCCAUAUUUUCGACCAAUUCAUCUCUAUCACAGCAUUUGUGUUUACCUCUAGCAAAUACGAAAUUUCCAAAAUUAAUUUCAAUUCGUGUGUCCGAUUUGGAUUCGGUGGUUAUCGUGCCCUUGCCACGCCCUCAGCAAAAGUGCGAUAAAAUUUAUGAAUGUGUAUAAAUAGCAAAAAUAACACUCAUAUUCACCCGUCUGGCGUCGUUGAUUGCACUUUGAUCGCGCUUAGUUUGUGCCUCCUGCAGUCGGGCAUCGUCGAGGGUAUAUCAUUAUCACUCGGAGAUAUAACCCUCUUUAAUGUUAACUUCAAAACACCAACUUUUUUGGGAAGAUCCGUGGCGGUGGAUAGCAAUGUGCGGUUGGAGAACGAUGUGGAUCCCAAUAUUCAGGAGGAUUCACACUUGAAUACCUACAGUCUGAUAAAAAAGUACGGCUACCCGGCGGAGAAUCACACCUUGGAGACGGAUGAUGGAUACAUCCUCACCUUGCACAGGAUCGCUAGACCGGGAGCAACGCCAGUGCUUCUGGUGCACGGACUACUGGAUAGCUCAGCCACUUGGGUGAUGAUGGGACCGAACAAGGGACUUGGUUACCUGCUCUACGAUCAGGGGUACGAUGUCUGGAUGGCCAAUGUUCGUGGCAAUACGUACUCGAGAAAGCAUGUUAAGUAUAGCACCCACCAUGCCAAGUUCUGGGACUUUACAUUCCACGAGAUGGGAAAGCAUGAUAUACCCGCCACAAUGGACUACAUCCUCAAUUCCACGGGCGUAAGCCAAUUGCACUACAUUGGUCACUCCCAGGGAACCGUUGUGUUCUGGAUCAUGGCCAGCGAGAAGCCCGAGUAUAUGGACAAGAUCAUUCUGAUGCAGGGAUUGGCACCGGUGGCAUUCCUCAAGCACUGCCGCAGUCCGGUGGUCAACUUCCUGGCCGAGUGGCAUCUAUCGGUGAGCUUGGUCCUCAAGCUGAUUGGCGUUCACGAGUUUUUGCCUAAGAAUGAGUUCAUCAGCAUGUUCAACCGGAUCAUCUGCGACGAGACCACUAUUACGAAAGAGAUUUGUUCAAACGUCAUCUUCCUGACCACCGGAUUCGACAAGCUCCAGCUGAACGAGACUAUGCUGCCGGUAAUCGUGGGUCAUUCUCCGGCCGGAGCCUCCACCAAGCAGAUGCAGCAUUUUGGACAGCUCAACAGAUCUGGCGGUUUCCGGCAGUAUGAUCACGGAUGGCUCAGAAACCACUGGAUCUACGGAACCAUUGACCCGCCAUCCUACCACCUGGAGAAUGUUCGGGCCAAGGUGGCACUAUAUUAUGGCCAAAACGAUUGGCUGGCUCCGCCGGAGGAUGUGGAAAUGCUGAACCGCAAGCUGCCCAAUGUCGUGGAGAAAUAUCUGGUGGACGACAAGGAGUUCAACCACUUGGAUUUCAUUUGGGGCAUCGAUGCCCGGGAACUUUUGUGGGAUCGAAUGCUGGAAAUAAUGCGAAAUCAUGAGAAUUCAAUUAUCUAAAGGGGAAUAGAACUAUGGUUAUAAUUUAGUUAUUCACAGUAUAUUAUUAUUAGUUAGGUAUUUAUUGUUUAGUAGAAACUAAGACGAUUUACAACAAUUUUACAACGAUAAAAGCCAAUAAAAACAACUUACAAUUAAUACAUUUUUAAUAUUAAUUCCCAUCUUUUCUAUUCCUAUUUUUUGAUAUGAAAAUUAGUAUAUAUCUUUUAAUUCGAUUUUGCUAAGCAACAAACUUUUUGCUUAAGUUACAUGAAUGAUAUUUAUUUCCGAAAGUAUUUAAGUUGAGACCCAAGCGGUAAAUGUAAAUUUUAUUCAUAGGUUAAAGUGUUGCACUUUUAUUGCCUACGUACAAUCUUUUUUAGUAUCCCAAA